AUGAAGGUGCUACUCCAUUACGAAGACAACGAGGAUUCCUCCCUGCACAAAAGUCUCAAAAUUACACUCCCGAAAUCGUGGAAAACGGGCCCAACCUCCCGACUCCUGACUCAAUUCCUAGAAUCCUACAACGCGAACGAGUCCUUCCGAUCCAAUCCCCUGACUGAAGCGACAAUGCACUUGGAAACGCGAUCGAUCAGUACCGAAAGCGGUCCGACUGUGUCCGGAAGAGUAGCGCUGGCUUCCGAUGCCGUCGUUGUCGACGUGAUUGCCGAUCGUGCCGAUAUUUACAUUGUCCACGGGCCCUCCCGAACGUUGCAAGACAUGGCCGACGAAGUAGCCGAAGCGAAACGACAAAAAGCGGAACGUUUGAAAGGAUCCGUCGCCUGUCUGCACUUUGGUUGUCAGAAUCGCUUCCCCAAGGGCGGUCCCUAUCCCGACUGUCGAUACCACAAGGCACCACCCGUCUUUCACGAAACCGCCAAAUUUUGGAGUUGCUGUCCCAAUAAAAAAGCGUACGACUGGGAAACCUUUCAGGCCAUUCCGGGAUGUGAAACAGGGACUUGUACGGAUGUCAGAGAAGAAGGGGACGACGGCAAGCAAUUUCUCGGGGGCAGUGAUUUGCGCGAAAAGACGGAAGCCGUGCCGCUCAAGAGCAUUGACGACUUUAACAAGGCCCAGACUUCGGGAGAGGCGGCGCCCAUACUGGAAAGGUUGGAAACGGUUUUGUUGCAACUAGGAGUCGAAAAGGAGCUUUUCCAGCAGGUGGUACACGGGAUGAAGGUGAAUCUUGAAGCCCAAACCGCGAAUGAAGCCGAACUCAUGGAGGCCGUCAAAAAUGAGCUUGGUGGGAAACUUAAAGCUGCCAUCAAAGCAGUAGCGGUGGAACAGUUGCGAAUCAAAUAG
Molecule: messenger RNA, 906 nt
Organism: Phaeodactylum tricornutum CCAP 1055/1
Lineage: Eukaryota; Bacillariophyta; Bacillariophyceae; Surirellales; Neidiaceae
Exons: 1
Coding region: 1-906 (301 amino acids)
Source: RefSeq, a predicted model, not a curated record